CCACUAUAAGAGCUACAGAACAAUCAACGGCGUUGCUGAAACCCUAAAAAAGCCUCUUAUCUGUCAUCCUCCUCGCUCUCUGCAGCUCGUCCGCCAUGGUUAACGUCCCCAAGACCAAGAAGACUUACUGCAAGUCGAAGGACUGCAGGAAGCACACAUUGCAUAAGGUGACACAAUAUAAGAAGGGAAAAGAUAGCUUGGCUGCACAAGGGAAGCGUCGUUAUGAUAGAAAACAAUCAGGUUAUGGUGGACAGACAAAACCCGUGUUUCACAAGAAGGCUAAAACCACCAAGAAGAUUGUGCUAAGGUUGCAAUGCCAAGGGUGCAAGCAUGUGUCCCAGCACCCAAUCAAGAGGUGCAAGCAUUUUGAGAUUGGUGGAGACAAGAAGGGCAAGGGAACCUCCCUUUUCUAAGGAAGCAGUUAUCCGGAUUUCAGCUAUUAUGCAAUAUUUUGUCUGUUUGAGGUUUACGAUUAUGUUAUGGAGUUUUGCAGAUUUUGAGGUUUACAAUAUUUUGAAUCAUCAAGUCUAAGUACUUUAAAAUGUUCUUAUGAAAUACCCUUUGCUGGAUUAACUUCUA
Cynara cardunculus var. scolymus (artichoke) is the source of this 579-nucleotide messenger RNA. Its product is annotated as 60S ribosomal protein L44. The record is from RefSeq and is a predicted model, not a curated record. Lineage: Eukaryota; Viridiplantae; Streptophyta; Magnoliopsida; Asterales; Asteraceae. The transcript has 4 exons. Bases 96 to 413 code for a protein of 105 amino acids. Gene Ontology annotation, biological process: translation. Gene Ontology annotation, molecular function: structural constituent of ribosome. Gene Ontology annotation, cellular component: ribosome; cytosolic large ribosomal subunit.